Molecule: messenger RNA, 2366 nt
Organism: Cuscuta campestris
Lineage: Eukaryota; Viridiplantae; Streptophyta; Magnoliopsida; Solanales; Convolvulaceae
Source: the annotation of a GenBank genome assembly
CUUCAAUGGAGUACAAAUUUCCCUCACGAGAGUCAACAGUCAACGCAAGGAAUGGGUGUAGGCCAAACCCAAACCAAACGUGCCCCGUUGGGAGUCUCUCCUACUUGAAGUGUAUGAACCAAACCAAACCCAAACCAAACGUGUACCUCCUCUCACAUUCCCCUCAGAUAGGGGUGAGGCGCACUGGAGCUAUUUCACGUUUUUUGGAGAAUGAAAUUGUCAACCCCGUUUUCCUGCUCCGAUUCCCAGAAUCUUUUCCUGAUACAUUAAAUACUCCCUCCUCCUCCUCCUCCUCCCCACCACCACCAGUCCAACAAACCAACUUCUCAGGUUUCUCAUCAAUGGAGGACGACGACGUUUGUACCAAGGACGGAACCCUGGACUACCGGAACCGGCCGGCAAACAAGAAGAGAACCGGCACCUGGAAGGCCUGUCCUUUUAUCCUCGGCAACGAAUGCUCCGAGAGAUUGGCUUACUACGGCAUGAGUUCCAAUCUCAUGAUUUACUUCCAGACCCGACUGAAUCUGUCCAACAUUAGCGCUUCCAAAAACCUCUCCAAUUGGUCUGGAACUUGCUAUGUCAUGCCCCUCCUCGGCGCUUUUCUCGCCGACGCCUACCUCGGCCGGUACUGGACCAUUGCUAGCUUCUCCAUCAUCUAUGUGAUUGGGAUGACUCUUUUGACAAUGUCUGCGACGGUUUCUGGCAUCAGCCCCACUUGUACAGCGCCAGACAAGUGCACCGCGACUGGGAGACAGACUACGGUGUGCUUUCUGGCGCUGUACCUGGUGGCGCUGGGGACCGGUGGGAUCAAGCCGUGCGUGUCCUCUUACGGUGCCGACCAGUUUGACGAUGCGGACGAGGAGGAGAAGAAGCAGAAGAGUUCCUUCUUCAAUUGGUUCUAUUUCUCUAUAAAUAUUGGGGCGCUGGUCGCCUCGUCUUUGAUUGUCUGGAUUCAACAGGACGUGAGCUGGGGGUGGGGGUUCGGCGUCCCUGCUGUCGCGAUGGCCAUUGCUGUUGGGUUCUUCUUCUCGGGAACACGCUUGUAUCGGUACCAGAAGCCCGGGGGCAGCCCCUUGACGCGCCUGUGUCAGGUGGUUGUGGCUUCAUUCAGGAAACAUAAGGUUAAAGUGCCUUCUGAUGGGUCGCUUUUGCACGAGACGUCUGGCGUUGAGUCUAACAUCAAAGGGAGUCGGAAACUUGGUCACACGAAUGGAUUCAGGUUCUUUGACAAGGCAGCAGUGGCACUAGAAUCCGACGACAAGAAGGGGUCGGUUAGUGGGUGGAGACUGUGCACCGUGACCCAGGUCGAGGAGCUGAAGUCGAUCAUACGAUUGCUCCCAAUCUGGGCCACGGGCAUAAUCUUCAGCACGGUGUACGGGCAAAUGAGCACACAGUUUGUGACACAAGCCGAAGGAAUGAACACUCGGGUGGGGAGGGCCCCCCAGUUCAAGAUCCCCGAGGCGUCCCUGAGCGUUUUCGACAUGAUCAGCGUCAUCGUGUGGGUCCCAAUCUACGACAAGAUCAUAGUCCCGAUGGCGAGAAAACUCACGGGCCAGAAGACAGGCCUGACCCAUAUCCAGCGAAUGGGGAUCGGGCUGUUCAUAUCCAUCCUGGCCAUGGUUUCCGCGGCCGUGCUGGAGAUGGUCAGGCUCUCAAUGGUUAAGAGAGACAACCUUUACGACACCAAGGAAAUACCCAUCUCUGUCUUCUGGCAAGUGCCCCAAUACUUCAUCAUCGGAUGCGCAGAAGUGUUCACAUUCAUAGGACAACUGGAGUUCUUCUACGACCAAGCACCGGACUCCAUGAGAAGUCUGUGCUCUGCUCUAUCCCUCACAACCACUGCUAUAGGGAACUACCUCAGUGCUCUCCUUGUCUCCAUUGUUACAGACAUAAGUACCAGGAAUGGGAAGCCUGGGUGGCUGGCAGACAACCUCAACUACGGCCACCUGGAUUACUUUUUCUGGCUUCUCGCUGCGCUGAGCGCCAUCAACCUGGGGGUUUUCGUUGCCGUGGCGAAAAUGUACACAUACAAAAAGGCCAUCAACAGGGACGACUCCGACCUCGCGGUUGCUGAGAACUUGUAAUUCCUAAAGCGGUUUCAGUUCUUCGUGUUGAUGUAAAAAAACUCAUACGGAUUGCUCUUUUCUUUUUCUCUUCUUCAAAGGAAUAUGAUUACAGAUAUGAAUCAAUCAAUCUCUUUUUUCAUUUGUUUAGCCCCAUAAUGCAAGCUAAGCCCCUUUUUUUCUCAUAUUGUGGAUGCAGAUUUGUUCUUUAACUUCUUUUCUUUCACAAUUGUUUAUCCGUGAGAAAUGGUAAAUUGUGUAUUUAUUUUAUAUAAAAAGUACCAAUAAUAUUGGGGAAUUUUG